This is a messenger RNA of Hypoxylon trugodes, 847 nucleotides long. Its product is annotated as YjeF N-terminal domain-like protein. The record is from RefSeq and is a predicted model, not a curated record. Lineage: Eukaryota; Fungi; Ascomycota; Sordariomycetes; Xylariales; Hypoxylaceae. Gene Ontology annotation, cellular component: mitochondrion. Bases 100 to 810 code for a protein of 236 amino acids. The transcript has 7 exons. Gene Ontology annotation, molecular function: NAD(P)HX epimerase activity.
AUCGUUUUCUUUUUUUCUUUUCUUUUCAUCAAUCUCCCCAUUCGAAGGAAUUGCUUCAUUUACUUGGCCAAGUUCAAUACAGUUUAAUACACAAUCGCCAUGGCUAUCAAGACCUUGUCGGCGAAGGCCGCUGCAGCUCUAGAUAAAGAGCUUAUGAGCACUGGAGCUUUCUCAAUUGACCAACUUAUGGAACUCGCUGGAUUAUCAGUUUCACAAGUUGUUUACCGAGUUCACCCUCCUAAUAGGGGCAAUCGUGUGUUAGUGGCUUGUGGUCCUGGUAAUAACGGUGGUGACGGACUUGUUGCAGCUCGUCAUCUUCGCCAUUAUGGGUAUCAACCGACCAUCUACUAUCCAAAGCGGAGUAAGAAUGACCUCUAUCAGCGGCUUGCCAAGCAGCUAGAAGACCUGGAGGUGCCGUUUGUUGAGGAUUUCCCCGUGGCUAUGAAAUCGACGGAUCACAUCGUGGAUGCUGUUUUCGGGUUCAGCUUUUCGGGUGAGGUUCGCGAGCCUUUCCCAGCCGUGAUUCGAGCAUUAGAGGAGACCAAGCUCCCCGUCACCUCCGUUGAUGCUCCAUCUUCUUGGAAUAUUGAAACAGGGCCGCCCGAGUCCGGCUUGGGCAGCAAAUUCAACCCUGAUUUCUUGAUCAGCCUCACUGCACCUAAGCCUUUGGUCAAGCAUUUCAAAGGUCGUCAUUUUGUAGGCGGCCGCUUUGUCUCUCCAGCAAUCGCUGAGAAAUACGACUUCGAAAUUCCGGAGUACCAAGGAAUUGACCAGAUUGUCGAAGUCGGCACUGGAGGAGGGAAGCUAUGAAAGCCGGCGAUCGGUCGAAUGAAAUUCUUCCGAAUUG